Molecule: messenger RNA, 5410 nt
Organism: Oncorhynchus mykiss (rainbow trout)
Lineage: Eukaryota; Metazoa; Chordata; Actinopteri; Salmoniformes; Salmonidae
Product: serine/threonine-protein kinase D3
Biological process (GO): intracellular signal transduction; phospholipase C-activating G protein-coupled receptor signaling pathway; protein phosphorylation
Cellular component (GO): cytosol
Molecular function (GO): ATP binding; protein serine/threonine kinase activity
Source: RefSeq, a predicted model, not a curated record
AAGAGGCAUGCGCAACGUAAAGUGAACCUUUUAGAGACGCCAUUGCGUUUGUGAGAUUGUAGUUUGAAUAUUUCUCUUCACCGAUGGAAACCCAAUGAAGCAAAUAGGUGAUCGAACUCCAAGCCCCAGGAACCUUUCUCCUGUUUUUUUUCUGUCAGAAUAGGGGGAGAAGUCACAGCUGGGACGAUAAUAAAAUGCACAUGAAUUUACUAUCUAGCAACAACGAAUAGACUACAAGAGGAAGUUUCAAAAAGCGGAGAACUCGGUAAUGUGAGUCUUAGCGAGCGUUUAAACAUGUGUACAAAUGCAUGUGGUUACAUCGUUUUUUAUCGAUAAGGCAACUUGAAUCUUCGUUUUCUUCGAUUGUUGGAGUUUUUGGAGAAGUUUUUGCUGUCCACGGAUCCAAUGUUGCCUUUUUCAGAAGGUGAAGGUAAUGUAGGUUUUCUGUGGUCAGGGCGGAUUUCUGACUCCAGUACUGUGAGGGGACACCAUUCAAGAACAUGACGUUUGGAAUGGUGACCGCCUCUUGCAGUGAGCGUUGGGGAAUCGAUCUACCACGUCCGGAGCAUCCACAAUGCAUACUGCACACAUCUCUUGCCUUGAAGAGUGAGUGGAGGCCAUUUAGUGCAAUCAAUAGGCUUUGUCCAUGAAUUGAUUGCCAGGUAUCUGUCUGAGAAGUCAAUGGGGAGGAAAGUUUGACUAUUGCUGUUGACGAACACUGCUCAUGAUACUUUGAAGACCUUGCAUUUCAUGUCUCCUAGAAUGAGUAUUGAGUGUUCCUUCAACCUAGUGUCUGUGCUUAGUGUUUCAGUGGUGCCUCAUUUAACAAGGCAUCACUGACAGUUCCAUUACUUUACAUUUUGCAUCAUCUCUGCCAUUGGAAGAAACCCAAUGUCUGCCUGCAGCAGCUCAACUCCUCCGUCCUUUCCUAAAGCCUACCUCCACUCACAACUCCCAGUCCUGCCUCCGACCCCCUCACCAUCGCCGAGCCCCCCAGCACCCCUCUACAGCCGCCUGUCCAACGGGAGUCACAGAAGUCACACUCACAGCGCUCCCAGUCCCACCAACUCCCGCAGCUCUUUCCAUGGAGUGUCCUUCCUCCUCCAGAUUGGCCUGACCAGAGAGAUGGUGAACCUGGAGAACCAUGACCUGUCGCUGUCUGCUGUCAAAGACCUGGUCUGCUCUAUUGUUGACCAAAAGUUCCCGGAGUGUGGCUUCUUUGGCAUGUAUGACAAGAUCCUGCUCUUCCGCCAUGACCUGACCUCUGAGAACAUUCUCCAGAGGCUGACGUCAGCAGAAGAUAUCCAUGAGGGAGAUCUGAUAGAGGUGGUGCUCUCUGCUUUAGCCACAGUAGAGGACUUCCAGAUCCGCCCCCAUGCCCUCUAUGUCCACUCAUACAAAGCCCCCACCUUCUGUGACUACUGUGGGGAGAUGCUAUGGGGCCUCGUCCGGCAGGGGCUCAAAUGUGAAGGUUGUGGGCUGAACUACCACAAGCGCUGCGCCUUUAAGAUACCCAACAACUGCAGUGGGGUGAGGAAGAGACGUCUGUCCAACGUGUCCCUGCCGGGCUCUUCGCUCUCAGUCCCCCGGCCCCUCCCCGGUCCCACUGAACAUGCGGUGGUAUUCCCGGAGGAGCGCUGCCACCAGGAGGCAGGGAAGAGGAUCCUGUCGUGGAGUGGCCGGCCCAUCUGGAUGGAGAAGAUGGUGCUGGGGCGAGUCAAGGUGCCUCACACCUUCGCCAUCCACACCUACACGCGGCCAACCAUCUGCCAGUACUGCAAACGCCUGCUCAAGGGCCUCUUCCGCCAGGGCAUGCAGUGCAAAGAUUGUAAAUUCAAUUGCCAUAAGCGGUGUGCAUCAAAGGUACCAAGAGACUGCUUGGGCGAGGUUUCCUUCAAUGGAGAGCCUGCCAGCCCAGGGCCUGACUCUGACAGUACCAUGGAGGUGGACAGUAGUGAUGUGGAGAGCACUAGAGGACUACUGGAUGACUCUGACGAACCUUCAACCCCAGACGACAAGAUGUUCUAUAUGGACUCUCCUUUUCUGGACCGCGAGAAGGACGAGGAGCCCAUCAAGACCAUCAGCCCAUCCACCAGCAGCAACAUCCCUCUGAUGCGGGUGGUCCAGUCCAUCAAACAGACCAAGAGGAGGAGCUCCACCAUGGUGAGGGAGGGCUGGAUGGUCCACUACACCAGCAGAGACAACCUGAGGAAGAGACACUACUGGAGGUUGGACACCAAGAGCCUCAGCCUGUUUCAGAACGACACUGGAGCCAAGUUCUAUAAGGAGAUCCCUCUCUCAGAGAUCCUGCAGGUGGAACAAUCAAGUGACUUUAGCAGCCUAGCCCAGAGCAGCAACCCACACUGCUUUGAAAUCAUCACCUCCACCAUGGUCUACUAUGUAGGGGAGAACCACGGAGUCCACUACAACAGCCCCGCUUUGGCAGCUUCAGGCGUGGGCAUGGAGGUGGCCCAGGGCUGGGAGAAGGCCAUCCGGCAGGCCCUGAUGCCUGCCACGCCCCAGCCCAGUGUGGCCACCGCAACCGGGCAGAGCAAGGACCACAAACAGGAGUUGUCUGUCAGCAUAUCUGUGUCGAACUGCCAGAUAAAGGAGAAUGUGGAUAUCAGCUCUGUGUACCAGAUCUUCUCUGACGAGGUUCUAGGAUCUGGUCAGUUUGGGAUUGUGUAUGGAGGGAAACACAGAAAGACUGGAAGAGAUGUUGCCAUCAAGGUGAUUGACAAAAUGAGGUUCCCUACCAAGCAGGAGAGCCAACUGAGGAAUGAAGUGGCCAUUCUCCAGAACCUUCACCAUCCUGGCAUCGUCAACCUGGAGUGUAUGUUCGAGACGCCAGAGAGGGUGUUUGUUGUCAUGGAGAAGCUCCAUGGAGACAUGUUGGAGAUGAUCCUGUCCAGUGAGAAGAGCAAGCUCCCAGAACGCAUCACCAAGUUCCUGGUCACACAGAUCCUGGUGGCUUUGAGACAUCUGCAUUUCAAGAAUAUCGUCCACUGUGACCUGAAGCCUGAGAAUGUGCUGCUGGCCUCAGCAGAACCCUUCCCUCAGGUUAAACUGUGUGACUUUGGCUUUGCCCGUAUCAUUGGUGAGAAGUCGUUCAGGCGUUCGGUGGUGGGUACCCCAGCCUACCUGGCCCCAGAGGUGCUGCGUAGUAAGGGCUACAACCGCUCCUUGGACAUGUGGUCAGUGGGGGUCAUCAUUUACGUCAGCCUUAGUGGCACCUUCCCCUUCAACGAGGACGAGGACAUUAACGAUCAGAUCCAGAACGCUGCCUUCAUGUACCCACCCCAGCCAUGGAAGGAGAUCUCUGCAGAAGCUACUGAUCUCAUUAAUAACCUCCUACAAGUGAAGAUGAGGAAGCGGUACAGUGUGGACAAGUCUCUCAGCCAUCCUUGGCUACAGGACUACCAGACAUGGCUGGACCUCAGGGAGUUUGAAACACGGCGUGGCGAGCGUUACAUCACUCACGAGAGUGAUGAUGGGCGUUGGGAGGAGCAUGCAGACGAGCACAGCCUGAUCCACCCAAAACACUUCAUCAUGGCACCCAACCUGGACGAUAUGGAGGAGGACCCCUAGUGGCCUGUAGGACAUGUUACAGGCUACAGGUGUCGUCAAGAGGAAAACCAUAGGAACCUCUGCAGGUUAUGGACCUUUGGAAGCAUUCCCUUUAAAAAUGGUUGGGAAAGGAUCAGACACCCAUGUGCAGGGGCUGUGUGACAGGGAGACAUUCUGACCCAAGACUCUAUGGUUGGACACUGCCACAGGGAACAGACAGGUGGCACUGUGGAGGCGUCUGACUCUAUGACACGGCAGUGUAACCAAAAACGUUGGGUGAAGGACUUUUUUACAUGACUUUUUUUUAUUUUUUUUAUGUUGUAGAAUCAUUCUAUGAUGAAGCUUAAUUUCAUUGCUCCUUUAAGGAAAUGCAUCAUCAUUGCAAGGCAAAUGACAAUUAAGAAAUACAAUUUCCUCAACAUAGGGAGUGAAAGUAAUGGUAUGCUAUUCUACCUGUGAAGGGCUUACAGAGUGAGCUUAAAGGGCACUUUUUACAAGGGAUUUGUAUCCACAGAAAGAUUGGAAUGCUUAGGUAUUUGCAAACAUAACUUUGUGCUUAUACCAAUAUUGUUUUUAAAGUCCUUUGACGGUAUGAAACUGGAACUCUCAUGUGUAUGUUAUGUUUGACUAAUGGGGGUACAUUUUUUGCACUAUACUACCAUCCACCCUAACAAUUUGAAGAUGAAAAGUUAGCGCUGCUGCAUCAGGUUCCCUGGAGAAAACUACCAAAGGACAGAAAUGGUUGACUGCGUCUCAACUUGACGUUUGUGGUAAGAGCUUGAUACAGUAAUUCCUAAAGUAGGUGAGUAGUAUGAAGUUUGUGAAAAAGGCUGCAAUACAAAGCCAUUAGUAGAGCACCUAUCAAAUAAGCAAGUCAAUUUAAAAUCUGAGGGACAAAAGACUCCAACUUGUUGAUAUUAUUGAUGUUCCAUUUUCCUGGUUUUUCACAGCCCAUGACCAAUAACUAAUCGUUUUUUAUAAUGACAGUCUUAUCAUUGUCUCACUCUACUUCAUUGACGAAAUGGAUUUACUACGUACAUUCCAUGCAGGGUUGAAAGCAAGACUGGUGAUGGGACUACCACACCUUCAAGGUAUUACAGUAGCUGUCUACUGUAUGUGAAAGAGACUUGGUUGAACCAAGGCCACUCCAGGUCCUUGUAUCAGGCUAUGCCAGCUGAAUAGGAGGGACUGAGAAAUGGGCUUACUACGGGGUUUAUCAUGAGGGGCCAAGCCUUCAUUACAAGGGCUCCAUCAUGCCAAUACCAUGCAUGGGUGCAAGGUAUACAACAUUGUUCUAUCCGUUCAUUUGAAUUUGUGAAGCAAACGGAGAGAUGAGAAACACAUUUUACUCAUUGGUGAGUGUUUGGAAUAGCCUAUUGUGAGCAUCUAUUGUGUUUUUCUACAUCUUCUACUUUCAUGGAGUUGAUCUUGAAUAUCACAGUGAAUUACAGCCCUAAUUCUGGAAUAUGUCAGUGCAGUGCACUGUUGGUUUCUCAAUGAACAUUCCUGUUCUGCUUUAUGUCUCCCCCAAGGUUACCAAAGUAUGUUUCACCCGUAAUUACAUUUUGAUUUGACGACCAUUAACUACAUUUCAACGCCUGUGUCCAUCUCAAGCAGUCCCUAUGCCCAGAGGAAGCUGUAGCCGAAAGCCUAUGGUGUUAGUGGGCUAUUAAGUGGGAGGAUAGAUCCUGGUUCAGGCUCUACUGGUCGUUAAUCUGGGAGAAUGAAGGUGGAUCUAUUUGUAUUGUCCUGUUCUUGUCUGUGUUGCCGCUGGAUUGGCAGGUGUCAGUGUUUUGUAUAUUUUAGUACAUACACAUUUAAUAAAACUCUACUUCUUUACAUA